CCAUUUUGGCUUUGAAUCGAUGUGCAUGACGUCACGGAUGGCAGUCAGUCUUGUCACGAGUCGAGCCAUGGAUACAUGGCCUCCGCUUGCUCUGCUUUCCAUCCUCAUCUCCACACUUAUUGUCACAGCAGCAAACGCCGAAAUAUUCACCAACAGUUUCUAUGUGAAACUGCAUGGUAGCCCUGGCCGAGAGGCGGCCGACGCUAUCGCCCUCAAGACUGGAUUCGACAACUAUGGACCUGUUCUGGGUUCGCAGAAUGAGUUCCAUUUCGUGCACAGAGCACUUCCUCACGCUAGAACCCGGAGGAGUAUUCCGCACAUGCGCAAACUCAAAGUCGAUCCACAGGUGCACAUGGCAGUGCAGAUGCCCGGGUUCAAGCGAGUGAAGCGAGGCUACAAGCCGCUGCGGGUGGAGAACCUGGUGCCCGAUAUAGAGCCGCAGCGCGACCCCACCGACCCCUACUUCCCCUUCCAGUGGUACCUGAAGAACACCGGUCAAAAUGGCGGCAAGGCAAAGUUGGAUCUGAAUGUGGAGGCCGCGUGGGCGCAGGGCGUCACUGGCAAGAAUGUAACCACUGCCAUCAUGGAUGAUGGUGUGGAUUAUAUGCAUCCGGACCUGACUAAUAAUUAUAAUGCAAGAGCCAGCUACGAUUUUAGCAGUAAUGAUGCCUAUCCUUAUCCAAGGUACACUGAUGACUGGUUCAACAGCCAUGGCACAAGAUGCGCAGGAGAAGUGGCUGCUGCCAGGGAUAAUGGCUACUGUGGAGUGGGCGUGGCUUAUGACUCGAAAAUUGCAGGAAUCCGUAUGCUGGACCAGCCUUACAUGACAGAUCUGAUAGAGGCGAACUCGAUGGGCCACGAGCCCAACCUGAUUGACAUCUACAGCGCGUCUUGGGGUCCCACCGAUGAUGGCAAGACUGUAGAUGGACCCAGGAAUGCCACCAUGCGAGCCAUAGUCAGGGGAGUCAAUGAGGGGCGCAACAAGCUGGGCAACAUCUACGUGUGGGCGUCGGGCGACGGCGGGGAGGACGACGACUGCAACUGCGACGGGUAUGCGGCCAGCAUGUGGACGAUCAGCAUCAACUCGGCCAUCAACGACGGCCAAAACGCGCACUACGACGAGAGCUGCAGCUCCACCCUCGCUUCCACUUUCAGCAACGGCGCCAAAGAUCCCAACACUGGGGUGGCAACCACUGAUCUGUAUGGAAAAUGCACAACUACACAUUCUGGAACGUCUGCUGCAGCCCCUGAAGCUGCCGGUGUAUUCGCCCUUGCAUUGGAAGCUAACCCGCAACUAACCUGGCGCGACGUGCAACACCUGACGGUGCUGACCUCUAAGCGGAACUCGCUGUUCGACGCGAAGGGUCGUUUCCACUGGACCAUGAACGGGGUGGGGCUGGAGUUCAACCACCUGUUUGGCUUUGGGGUGCUGGACGCUGGGGCGAUGGUCGCGCUAGCCAAGCAGUGGAAGACGGUGCCAGCCCGCUAUCACUGCCAGGGUGGCAGUGUGCAGGACCUUACUGAGAUCCCGAGCAGCCGGUCGGUGCAGCUGAAGAUCAAGACGAACGCAUGCCAGGGCACGGACACCCAGGUCAACUACCUGGAGCAUGUACAGGCUGUCAUCACCCUCAACUCCACGCGGCGAGGCGAUGUAGAGCUCUUCCUUACGUCGCCUAUGGGGACACGAUCGAUGAUUUUGAGCAGACGUGUGCAUGACGAUGACCGCCGGGAUGGCUUCACCAAGUGGCCAUUUAUGACGACCCACACGUGGGGCGAGUACCCCCAAGGCACGUGGGCACUCGAGGUGAGCUUCAACUCACAGAUGCAACAGUCGGGAUUCAUCAAGGAGUGGACGCUGAUGCUUCACGGCACCCGAGACCCCCCCUACAGCGAUCUGCCGGUGUCUGACCCCCAUUCCAAGCUGGCCAUCGUCAAGAAAGCGCAUGAGGAGAGAAAUAAAAUGUAAUUCACUCAACUACCAACGGAAAACGGCCUUGUAGGCCUUACUUGACUCACCACUGAUAUAGUCAACAAAAGUUUAUGCUAUUAUAUUUUAUUCAAUCACUAUUUAUCCUAUUUAUUGAUAUCAAUUUUCCAAUUUUCCAAUCUCAUGGAAAUUUUUUGGAGAUUGAUGAGGAUGUCAGUUCAUUCCUUAGUCCUCUUUGAAGAUCUAUCUCCAAUCUUGUCUACACAGGAGUUGUACACUUGUACACCAAUUUCGUGUGCAUGUGUAUAACACAGUGAUAAUUGAAUAUCAAUUAUUAUUAACACACGUGUAUAACAUAGGCAUUGAAUAAUAAAAACAACAGUGUCAAAAAAUCUUAAUUCUCUAUUUCCAGAGAAUAUUGGAGUACCUAACUUCUUAUUUCCAUGAAAUAAAAAAAGAUAAUUUUCUAAAGCAACCAAGCUUAAACAAGCUACAAAUCUGAAAAUUUUUUGUGAGAACCAUUCCAAUAUGAUUUUGGAGUUAAUGAAACUGUGCAAUAGUGUUCAAGUGUUCUUCAGACACAUUUGCUUUGCCAAUACUGUCAACAGUGUCGGAAUAUUUCAGUCAAAUCAUAGAAAUUUUGUAGUUGUAUUUAAAAAGUAUCGUAUUGUUGAACUGAUUACAAAAAAGUAAUGACUUUUUGGUUAUCCAUAGACUUUCUGUCCAAUGAAUGUUAUAUUUUUCCACUUUCAGUUGAACUUUUGAGUCUUUGAAUGAAUUUGAAGAAUUGAGUGUCUUUGACUGAAAAAUUGCUUUAUUGGAAGAGAAUUGCUGGAAAUUCUGCAGCGAUUCCAUAGAAGAGUUGGUAAUUGGUAAGAUAUGCCCUAUCACAACAUUGUCCGUAGUUUGACAUUGCAAUAAGGUGCACUAACAUCAUAGAUUGAGAUUGAAAUAACAUGGUAGAUUUUAAUCUAAUAUUGUAGUUUGUUUGAAAGUUAUAUCUCAUUCCAGAAAUUAAUAUUGUUAACCAGACAUAAUGCAAAUAUGUUUAAUAAGUUCAUAUUAUAUGAGGGUAUGCCCUCCAAUCGUGAAAGCCGUGCUUUAUAAUACAAUAAUAAGACAGAUACCUAUAAAUAGCAAGCAAAUUAUGAAAUUUUCUAGUAAUUGAUUCAUAUCUCGGAUGAAUUGAUUUCUUGAAAAGCCGCCUCAAAUAAAUGAAGAAAUAAACUUAUCCUUUGAUGUGAAAAAUGUUAUUAGUGGAAGAUAUUGAGAUUAUUUUACUUGAGAAGUAUGAAAAAUUGAUUAUUCAUUCGAAUUUAGACUGAAAAAAAACCAGGAGUGAUUAAAAGUGUAUUGAUCUCGAAAUUAUUGAAUACUUGAACCCUAAAAUACAAGUCACUAUCUCUAAAAUAUAGUUAAAUGAAACUGUUAAGAAAAGUGAUAGCAGUAAAUGGGGGAUUGCAUUGCCAAAAGCAAUAAGAUUUCAUUGACAAUAUGAUUCAUUGUUGUGAUUGAAUCACUUGAUGAUCACGUCUUAAUUUCAUGCUGGUGAGCAAAGUAAUAAGUUUGAUUUUUCAAUGUUCUCAAUGCUGAAAAUACGGGUAAAAUAUAUCAAUACAUAGGCCCACAUUAUUACUAUUUUUGAAAUCCAAAUUCAUUAUUAUUAUCCAAUUUGAAACCUCAAUUUGGGGAGAAGAUUGAGAACCGUUUAUAAAACGUGGCUGGGCCUAAUAUCACGUUAUUAUAAACUUGAAAUGUCUUAGAGUUGAGGAAGAUCCAUUCAAAGGCUCAAAUAUCACAUAAUAAUAAACUUCUUAUUCGACCCUCACAAUCCCAAUAUGCUAUAUAAGUUAUGUCAAGUAAGGUAGCAGCCUACACAAUGUAAGCUUCUACAUGAAUUUUGCAUUCUUGUAUCUGGGGAGUUUACAGUCAUGUUAUACCAGUAUGCUUGUAACAUUCAUACAUAUUAUAUUGUGUGUGAUAUCGAGAGUGUAUGAGAGUAGAAGUUAUUAAAUUCCACGACCGAGAGACAUAUUGUAACAUUUUGUCAUGCUCUUAUUGGAAAUAGUUUGACUUACGAUACGAGAAAUACAUCUUCCUCUUACUGCUCAUAUUUUAUAUUGGUAUAAAUAUUUCAUAUGAAUAUGGAUAUUUCACAAAAUAUAAAAUAAUCAGUAUAUAUUGAUUUCAGAAAAAGUGGUUUUAUCGUUGGACGCAGGUAUUGAUCGUUUGAGACAAAUAAGAUGUUGGUAUAUUGAUUAGAUACAUAAAACAUUAUGAAACUGAAAGUGGAAAAUUGAUUUCAUUCAAGACUUGAAAUUCAUAAAAUAUAAUAAUAAUUGAUAAUGGAUUGAGGUUGAUUAUGUGUUUAUGUCAUUGAUAAAUGUUUAAAUAAAACUGAGAUUGGAGUCUCAUGAAGUCUAUGAAUAGGCCUAUUUCAAACUGAAAAUGAUAUGAAAUCAAUAUAAUUCUCCUCAAAUAAGAACAAAUAUUAUAAAAUCGUUAUAAACUGUUAAUGAGUUCAAUGGAAAGAUUUUUAUCAGUUAAAUUUGCCUUUCAAUUUUUAUAUUAUUUAAUGAAUUGUUGACUUUUGGUGGUGAGAUAAAAAAUUAUGAAUAACAUGAUUUUGAAGGAGUGGAAGAAAACUCCUCAACUAUUAUUUUGCACGCACAAAAUUCAACUGAAUUGUAUCAAAAAUUUACAAAAUAUUUUUCUUGAACCAAAAUUUCCAACUUUCAGCGUGUUUACUAUGAGACAGUUUUUUGGACAAGAUUAUUGUGAAUCAAUACUUCAUGAAUACCAUGAAUUAUGUGUUUAAUAGCUAUGGUUGACCUAAGUGAACAAUGUUCCAGAAAUGAGCAUUGUUUCUUAUGAACAACUUUAGAAUAUAAAAAUUCUUAUUGAACAUGAUUCUUAUGAAAUACUGUUAAGACUUGAAAAUGUUCAACUUGAAUCAUGAACUCCUAGCUAAUUUUCGAGUCUUGAUGAAGUGAGUCGAUGGUUGAUGUAUUGAGAUAGGGUGAAUACCUAGAAUGUGAAAAAAUGUUUCAAGAGGCCAGAGAAAUGUUAAUAAUUGGCCAGUUUGAAUGAAUAAUUGACAAGUUAUUCUUAUAAAGCUAAAAUGAAUACUGUGGGUAAAAUUUCUGAAAUUAAUCUGUUCUCAGUCAGUUUGAAAACUGAAUGAAACAAUAUUGAUUGGGAAUAGAAUAUUCUGUAGAUAAAAUCUCCAGAAUAUUCCAAAUUGUAGGUUACGAUAUUGGAUGAAGUCUUUAAUGCUUGAACAAAACAAAUUACAGAAAAUGAAAGGAAGAGAAAACUUUCAUAAUAAGUUAUGUGACUAAAAAUGAUAGAGGAUCAGGAUUUCAAUCGUUGUCAUGAUCUUUAUUUUUGUAUUGGCCUGAUAUGGAUAGUGUGUAAAAAAAUGGAAAGAAAUAGAGUCAUGAAGGAAAAAUCUAUGGAUUUUCAAACUUGUGACCAACAAAAUCUAAUACUUAAACAAACAAUCUAGUCACUAAUCUUCCUAGUCAAUCUGCAUUUUCAAAGCUAUAACUGCUAAUAUCUUCAAUUUAUUAUUUUUAUGUCUUUCAAUUGUAAAUCCUUGUCAUUGUUAGAGCUAGUAUGACUCCAAUUCCUUGGCAUUUGUCAACUUAGAAAAUUCAACCAAUAAUUAUAUUAUAUUGUUAAAAAUUGGAGCUAAGUUAUUUUCAACUUAUUCGUGUGUAAAAUAUGUUGAAAAUGUAAUUUACUUGUUUUUCAAAGUCGAACUAGCUCGAAAAAAAUGUUCAUUUUUAUUCUUCUCAUAUCUAUGUGAAUGGUAGCUGUAGAAUAAAUUAUGUUGCUUACAAUUCUCAUUGAUUGAAAGUUAUGCCUUCUUUGAAAAUCUUUAUUACAAAUUAUUAAUCCGUUGAUAAUGAUAUACUCUAAUAUUUUGAAAUAUUGAACGAAGAACAGCUCUUGUGCUGUACAGGAGUUUAUAGGAUGGUUUUAUACAUGAUGAGAGAUGAUACUUCUGUAAAUAAAUAUGCUGAUCUAAUGACUCCAUGUUGUUAAAUGUUCACCCUAUAGGUACAUGAUAAUAUUCUAUGCUUCAAAGUGAUGAAUUUUUAUUGAGGCAUAUAAUCAAAUAGUAUAAUAAUGCAUAGUUCAACUCUUAGAUUUUUCCAAUAUCAUUCCCAUGAUGGCGCAGGCGCUAUAUCUUGGAACCCUGUAGUGAAAAUAAAAUUGAAAUCACAAAAAAAUCAAAAUAUCUCCUAUAUAUUUAUAAAUAUUAACACACUCCGCCCAGCUAUGUCAUUAACCUAUAGAUGAUAUCCGAAGGAACACAUAUCUUUUAGCAGGUUCAUAAUUUCAAUUUUUGAAUAAUUCUUUUCAGUAGUAUGGUUGUAUAUCACCCUAAUUAUCAUCACCUCCAAUUAUAUAUAUGAAAUAAAAUGAUAUUUGUCUAUUUCCAGAGAGUAACUAGUCAGUGAAUACUCUUAAUCUGAUUAACCAAUAUUGUACAACAAGUAGCUUAAAAAUAUUUCAUUAGUGAGGCGGUCAGAGUAACCUGGUGUGUGUAGAAAUAAUCAAUUUUUGAAAUUUCUAUAAAUUAGAUUUUGGUUAUUGUGAGCUAAUUUUUGAUGAAACUCAUGUUUUGUAUAUAUGGGAAAUAUAUUUUCAUGUGUUCUGGGAUUGAUUGAGUGGACAAACUUUGAAGCCAUCUGAGGAUCUCCAUAGUUGUUUACUUCUUUUGUUCCCGUUCUCUAGCAGAUUCGAAUGGACCAUGAUACGGUGACAGUUACCGUACUAUAUUUGUAAUUAUUGGAAUCAAAUUGAUAAGGAUGAGUAAUAACAAGUAUUAUUAUCAUCUAAUUAGUGAUUAAACAAUACUUCUGUGUAUAAAAUAGUUGAAGAUUAUAAAGUGGAUAUAUGAGAAAUAAAGUUAUAGAUAUUCUGAUAGUA
Molecule: messenger RNA, 6868 nt
Organism: Nilaparvata lugens (brown planthopper)
Lineage: Eukaryota; Metazoa; Arthropoda; Insecta; Hemiptera; Delphacidae
Gene: amon
Product: neuroendocrine convertase 2
Exons: 13
Coding region: 20-1966 (648 amino acids)
Biological process (GO): protein processing
Cellular component (GO): trans-Golgi network; Golgi membrane
Molecular function (GO): serine-type endopeptidase activity
Source: RefSeq, a predicted model, not a curated record